GAGCAAACAGUCGCUCUUCGCGACAUAAUCGCCCCGGGGGUCGCGCGCUCCAGCUCAGCGCGCUAAAACUAUUUAAAGGACGCGGUUUCUAUACUGACUAGCUGACCACCGCUGCAAUCUCGGCCCUGCCUGUUACAAUUCGGCCACCGUCCUGCUCACCUUGAGUGCAAACUCACAAAUGACAUCAAUCACUGCUACGUUGGCAACUGUGGGCCAAGAUAUACACCGUAAAUAGCGCAAUGAAGCAGCUGGCCGGAUUCAAAAGCGGCUUCCGAUUCGGCAAAAUUUCCGCAGUAUUCCCCGCCAGAAUGCGCACAAUGCUGCAUUCCUCGCAUUCACUGCAUCGCUCCUCGCCUGCGACCUGACUAUCGUUUGCUUCGCUGAAAUAGAAGCAAUCAGCGACGAUGCUGCAACACCGCUGACGCAAGAAGCACCCGAAAAUGAAGACCAAGGUCCUAGUCGUGCCCGUAUACCAGAAGCACUGGCUUUGGUUCACUUUUAGCGAGGCCACAGCGGCCGAGGCCGCAGCGGAGCGUGCGGUGCACUGGACGCAAGGCGGGUCGCUGCCGGAGAAGGCGCAGCUUCUGGGCAAGGAGAUCAGCUACAAGUUCAACGCCGCGACACAAAAGCAAUGGAAGGCCAUGCAGGCCGCGGAGGAGGGCUCCUUCAGGAACAGGCUCUACAAGCUGGCCAGGUGGGUGCUAAGUCAGGAGGACCCCACCGAGACCUUCCUCAAGCAGCUGCCGCGGCAGCCUGGGGAGCUGGAGGUCAUACACCCGGCGUCUGUGAAGGAGCGGCUGGUGCGGCGGCGCAUGCGGCGUAUGGCUCAGGCGCAGGAGGCCUUCCACAACCGCCGCAUUCUCGGCUGGGCACUGGCCACCAUUCCACAGCUGCCGCUCGUGCUGACGCCGCUGCCCAACGUGACGCUGUACUACACCGCCUACAAGAUGGUGUCGCACUACCAGGCGGUGCAGGGCUGCCGCACUCUUCGCGCCGCCUUUGACCGCUACGACCAAGAGGAGCUGGAGCGGGCGAGGGAGCGCGAGCGGGGGCACGGGCACGGGCACGGGAGAGGGCCGCUGUGCUUCCUGCCACUGCCCUGGCUGUGGGGCGGCGGCGGCGGGCGCGCGGGGUCAGCGGGCGCGGCGGCAGCCGGCACGAGGGGCGCGGCGGCGUCGGCUGGGGGCGGCGGGGCGGGGGCGGUGGUGGCGCCGCACUUCAGCUCGUGCCGGAGGCUGGACAAGGUGGUGAAGCCGCUGGACAGGUGGGAGACGCCACUGGACGACGACCGGGCGGCGCAGCUGCGCGACAUAUUCGCGCCGCCGGCCGGCCCCAAGACCAAGACCGCCACCACCACUGCUACCAGCAAGCAGCAACAGCAGGGGAAAGGCGAGGCGCCGCAGCAGCAAGAGGGGGCUGGUGACGCGGACUCGGGGCUGGGGCCGGAGGCGCUGCCGGAGCUGGUGGCCCGGCUGCGGCGCAAGGUGCUGGAGGGCGCGGCGGCGGGGGCGCAAGGCAAGAAGCGGGCGUGAGUUGGUCCGUGCGGAGCGCUUGCGACCGGUUGGCAGCACACUGCUGUGGUGGGGACUGGCGGCAUGCAUGUUGCGGUGGUUGAUGGCGGUUGGUGUCAGCUGUGGCGUGGUCGGGUGGGGCAGUGCUGCAGGUUGAUGUUGCGUUGGCGGCCCGAGCGACGAGCGUGACUUCAACAGGAGCAGCGCUCUGGGACGCAUGCAUUUCUUAGUAGUGAGGCGGCUAGGGCCCUAUUUUCUAGACAGUGACAAGCGCUGUGGGAUGAGGCCGCUAAGGCAGAGCCAGGGCCAGUCACGGCUAGCGGACUGAUGUCUCAAAGUAGCUAAGGGUGGAAUGCAUAUCCAUGGGUAGCGUGGCAUUCCUCUGCCGCCCCGCCGUUGCUAGCCAUUACUUGCACGGUAUCAUGAGAGAAGAAUCAUCACAUACGAGAGUCAGAGAGUGAGAGGAAGAAAUCAUAUGUGUGGCUGGAGGAGACGGGAAAGAUGCGGGAUUUGUGGAAGCACAUACGUACGGUGUACGAAGUGACGCCCAAGUUCGUGAGAGCUGACCUGAACUCAAGCUGUAACUGGGAUAUAACCCGAGGCAUGGUGUGGCCGUGUGGGCAGACGCUGUCUACGUCAAGGGUGCUGAGCGCAAGGUGCUGCGCUGCUGCAGGCUCCGCCGAACAGCUUGUUUUGUAAUCCCACUUGAUG
Molecule: messenger RNA, 2222 nt
Organism: Chlamydomonas reinhardtii
Lineage: Eukaryota; Viridiplantae; Chlorophyta; Chlorophyceae; Chlamydomonadales; Chlamydomonadaceae
Exons: 8
Coding region: 441-1532 (363 amino acids)
Biological process (GO): potassium ion transport; proton transmembrane transport
Cellular component (GO): mitochondrial inner membrane
Source: RefSeq, a predicted model, not a curated record